CUCCAAUUCCACGCUCUUUUCAUUCCCACAGUUAGCUUGACGCCUUUCUUUCGUGAGAGCUGCUGGUUCAGUCCUUCCUUUCGCAUCCGAUACUUCAAUUUCUUGGUAUUCGGUGCUGAGGCUCGUUGCAAUGACCCUCCUUCGUCAUCUUCUGACGGCAACUGCCUUGCUCAGCGCCUCUGCUCAGGCGGCGCAAGGCGUCACUGGCACAGCUUUCGGCUUUGCAAGCGGCACUACGGGUGGUGGUGAUGCUACCCCCGCUGCGCCCAGCGACAUCAGCGAGCUGACGUCCUGGCUAUCGGAUAGCACCCCCCGUGUCAUCCUCAUCGACAAGGAGUUCAACUUCCUGGGCAGUGAGGGCAAGUGCACCGACUGUGAAUGCUGCGUUCCGUCUUCCAACACCUGUGGCAGCUCUGGCCAGAACGCGGUCAAGCAGAAUGGCUCCGACUGGUGCGGUAGCUAUCCCACCACCACAUGCACGUACGACAACGCUGGUAUCGAGGGCCUGGAGGUUGCCUCUAACAAGUCCAUUGUCGGCGUGGGGAGCUCUGGUGUCCUUCGCGGCAAGGGCCUGCGUCUGGUCAACGGUGUCAGCAACAUUAUCAUUCAAAACAUCCACAUCACCGAGCUUAACCCCCAGUACAUCUGGGGUGGUGAUGCUAUCACCCUGGACGGUACCAACAACGUCUGGAUUGACCACGUGAAAAUUAACCUCAUUGGUCGUCAGAUGUUUGUCGCCGGAUAUGAGCCCAGCCACCAUGUGACCAUCUCCAACAGCGAAUUUGAUGGCCAGACCAGCUGGUCUGCCACCUGCAAUGGUCACCACUACUGGACUGUUCUUGGAUACGGCCACAACGACCAGGUCACCUUCGCCAACAACUACAUCCACCACACCUCUGGUCGGUCCCCCAAGUUGGAGUUCAACAGCUUCUGGCACGCAUACAACAACUACUGGUACAACAACACCGGCCAUGCCUUUGACGUUGGCGAGAACACCCGUGCCCUGAUCGAGGGUAAUGUGAUGGUCGAUGUCAACACUCCUCUCCUGGCCGACAGCAACCCGGGUGCUGUUUUCGCCGUGAACUCCAGCGAUGCUUCCACCUGCACCAAGGCCCUGGGUCGCACCUGUGUCGCCAACACCUUGAUCAGCUCCGGUACCCUUUCCGGUAGCGACAGCUCCGUUCUCAGCAGCUGGCCCUCGGGCGAGUCCGACAUCACCGUGAGGUCUGCGAGCAAGGUUGUCGCCUAUGUUCUCUCCAACGCCGGUAUUGGCAAGCUCAACAACGGAUCUGGUUCCUCCAGCACUGUUGCCGCGGUCGCCACCUCGGCCGUCGCCAAGCGUGCCGGCCCCGAGGAUGGUGCUCCUUUCGUGCCGGCCUACUCGCAGGCUGGCCCCGGUGCCUCUGCCGUCCCCAGCCAGCGCUCCUGGUCCUGGAGAAAGGUCAGCACCAACGUUCCAGCUCCCACUGGACCUCCCGCGGAUGAGCCUUUCCAGGGACUUGGCGCUCCUGUUCAGGGCUCUGGUGCUCCGGCUCCUCAGGCCACUGGUGGUAAGCCCCACCACCACAAGGGCCAUGGCCAUGGCUCCCAGGGUAGCUUCGGUGGCUUCGGUUUCUAAGCUGUUUGUGAAGUGAAAAGACGCAUCCGUGUCCUUCAUGCUUGUCGCUGAAGCAGUUAGGGACUUUGUG
Molecule: messenger RNA, 1688 nt
Organism: Aspergillus ibericus CBS 121593
Lineage: Eukaryota; Fungi; Ascomycota; Eurotiomycetes; Eurotiales; Aspergillaceae
Product: polysaccharide lyase family 1 protein
Exons: 3
Coding region: 131-1618 (495 amino acids)
Molecular function (GO): pectate lyase activity
Source: RefSeq, a predicted model, not a curated record